GAAAGAUGGCCGUUGCUUUGAGCGUGUCUGAGGUGACAGAGGCUCUGCAAAUACUGAUCACCCCGAGAGAGCCUGGAUCUGCUGCUCAGGAUACCGAUAAACAGGCUGCCUUAAUCAGCACAUUGCAGCAUAAUGUGGCCUCUCUGGAGGAGGAGCUUCAAAACGCCCCUACGUUGGAGAACCUUCAAACUUUGCGGGCAAAGGUCUUCGCGGACACCAAGCUUAUACAGGAAGGCUCCGAAGCCGGAGCAGAUCCAUCAUGGAGGUUCACGUCAGAGGCCCUGGUGCUGCUCCUGUGUCUGAAGGAGUGUAUGGUUCAGUUGGCAGCUUCUUUCAUACCCCCUAAACCCAACCUAAAGACCCCAGAGGCUGCUCCAGCCCUGAGCCCAGAUGCACUCAGCAUUGCCCAGCAGAAGACUGUCCACUCAGCACUCCAGUUUGUGGUUUCUUUGGGAAUCUGCCCCUAUCUCCUGCCUGGCAUCGGCCUUCCACUGCAGCAUCGCUCAGAAUUUGGAGCCCUUGUGUGUUCCAUGGUGUCAUGUGACUUGUCUGACGUCCGCACCCGUAGGCUGUACAUCACCUGCACUGCCUUACUGGAGCUGUCUCGGCAUCCAUCACUGGGGAGCCUGCUCUUUACGCAGCAUCUGGGGGAUCUCAUGGCAGGACUAUGCCAGUUGGGUUAUUGCCCAAUCAAGACAAAGGCAGAGCCGGGAACAGAUGGCAGAGUGCAGAAUUUGACGGAGAGCGAGAGGGUCCAAUGUAAGGAGGCUCUCAGAGGUCUGAUGGAUCAACUGUACCAGCCGCUUGUUAUCAGGGAACUCUUAAUCCUGCAAGGAGGACCCAGACAGGGCCCACGUCCUUUAGGAGCUUCGUCCUCAGCGCAAAGGGCCCCGGCUCCUACCUGGCUGCGCCGCUUGUCUGGGCAGCUGCUGUCUGAGCGAUUAAUGAAACCAAAAGGUGUCCAGGCCGUGGUUCGCGGGAUCCUUGAAGGAGCUGGAGUUGGUACCGCUGGGGGAAGAGAUGCAGAAGCUGCCGCCAGCAACUGGAAGAAGUGUGACGCUGUGGCCAAGAUCCUGGCGUCAUGUCCUCAGCAAUCGCUGACCGUGGAGGAGUAUUACCAGAAGGUCUGCCCACAGAUCCUGGAUUUGCUGCACAUCCAGAACAAACUGACAGCACGUCAGUUUCAGAGAGUGGCCACCGAAACAUUCCUGAAGAUGGGGCACGAUCAGCCAGAGCUGGCAGAGAAGCUUCUAAUUAAGCCAAUGCUGGAGCCUCUGCUGCGCUGCACUGCGUUACAGGCUGAAAAGUCUUUAGCCUCAGAAGAGACUUUUGUGUCAGAAUUAGAACUGUCUCGAUGUGUCGAGGACAUUGUUAAGGUGUUUGUAGUUGGUAACGAUGCGGCACCAUCCAUACUGAACUACUGCAAACAGGUCCUUUCCAUUGUCUUCUCCUUGUAUUGUUUUGCUCGGCAGAAUGUCUCUCACUUACGGUCACCAAGCCAGGAUAUCCUCCUGUGGUACCUCGAGAAAUCAGACAGAUAUUCUGCGGUAUCUGCACUGGCAGGGUUGAGUGGCCUGGAGGAAUGGGUCCCUUUCUUGCCUCCCUUUUGCCACAUCCAACCUGGGAGCCUUGGUGGAGCGAUCAUCACUGUUCAAGAACAGAAAAGAAGUGGAGAUGAUGAUGAUGUUCUAUAUGAGAAGGUGUCCCUGGAUCACUGGAGGGUACAGUGUUUAGUGGAUUUACUGUCUGUGAAUCCUCACACCGGACUGGCGGCAGACUUCUUCUUGUAUUGCCUAAAGAAGCUGACCCCCAUAACAUCAGUAGAAGAAGGUGAAGAGCUCAGACCUAGCUCAGGUGACAGCUUGCUUGACAUUGAGCAGAAGCUGACACUUCGCUACCAGACGCAGGAACAAUACCUUCAGCUCCUGCAGAUUCUCUCUGUGCUGUGUGAAAAGAUCUCCGACUCCAUCUUCACAGAUGUCAAGCAGGUGGUCGAAUUCGUGUUGAUGACUCUUGAGCGGGCUUGUUCAAGCCUUGCCACCUCAGAGGGAGUUACAGUGGCAACACAGACACUUAGCAUGGCCAUGGGACUGGUAGCUGCCAUGCUGGGAGCAGUGGAGUUGACCUCCUCAGAUUUCACUCAUCUAAAGCGUUUACUUCCAGUGCUGGAAAACUUGUCCCGCUCCCACCCUGAGCCAGUUAUUCAGGAGCUGGCAAGUGACCUACGUGUUACAAUUGCCACACACUGUGCGGUCCCGCUCACACAUGGAGCCUAUGCCGGCCAGGAUGCAGACAACAUGGAAGGGAAACAGCAGAAGCCCACCAAAGAUCACGUGACCUCUGACACGCUGGAUAUUCAGGAGCUGCUGAAGUCUGCAACAGACAACAUUGUCCCCACAAGGGCGGCAGCCUUGCGUACUCUCACUCGACUCCUGGAGCUGAGACAUCCGAAAGUGAUAGAGCACAGGGAGCAGGUGAUGCAGUUGUUCUUGUAUAACCUGGAACAAGAAGACUCCUUUGUGUACCUGUCAGCAAUUCAAGGUGUUGCUGUGCUUUCCGGGGACGUUCCUGAUCGUAUCUUACCUAUCCUCCUGGCACAGUACGGCAAUGCUGGAUCAUCAAAGAACAAGACGCUGUCUUCUGAGACCCGGAUGAAGGUGGGGGAGGCACUCAUGAGGUGCACUAGAAUGUUGGGAGACAUGAUCAUCCCCCACAAGGAUGCCUUAUUUCAUGCUUUCCUGAGGGGAUCCCGGGAUUCAGACAGUUCCCUGAGGGCCAGCAGCCUUUCUAAUCUGGGUGAGCUGUGCAAGCAGCUCCAGUUUUCUCUGGGCUCCGUUGUCUAUGAGGUGAGCUCCUGUUUAUCAGCGCUGGUACGUACUGAUCCAGAGGCUGAGGUGCGCAGGGCUGCUAUUCAUGUGGUGGUGCUACUUCUUAGAGGACUAAGCUCACGGGCCACAGAGGUGUUACGUGACGUUCUCCUGGAGCUGUACCGCCUGCUGAAGUUUGUGGUCCAGUGCGAGGCGGACUCGGUGUGUGUUCUUCAUGCCCAGCUAGGCCUGGAGGAACUGGACUCCAUCAUGAGAGCUCAUCUAUUCCCACCGCAGAAGCUGGAGAAGAAGAUUGUGGUUUUACCGUAA
Molecule: messenger RNA, 3137 nt
Organism: Nanorana parkeri
Lineage: Eukaryota; Metazoa; Chordata; Amphibia; Anura; Dicroglossidae
Gene: TANGO6
Product: transport and golgi organization 6 homolog
Exons: 18
Coding region: 6-3137 (1043 amino acids)
Biological process (GO): protein secretion
Source: RefSeq, a predicted model, not a curated record